AUGGCGAGCAGCAUCGUGACUGCCGCUGGCAAAUCGCUAGGCAGCCGACACAACUCGCACUCCAACCUCGUGCGCGACGACAGUGUCAACGAAUGGCUCGCAGGGUCGCACGACAACACGCCCAAAGGUCACCAGCCCGCCAACACCGCCCACAGCGCCAUCCCACGCGACAGCAGCUUCGCAAGCCUCACCGAUGGCUUCGACAUCGUCUCGCCCUCGUCUCUAUCGUGGGCGCAUCCCCCAGAGACCAAGCUGCCCACACUCAACCAUGCAGACGACUACCUCUCGCAUCUCGCCGAACACUCGAUUGGUAAGUACAAUUUCUCUCUGGCUCCAGCAAAGACGAAGCGAGAUAUUGACCAAAGGCGAUGUGUGGCUAUCAUGAUGGAAUCGACAGAUCUCAAAUCGACGUUUACCGAGACACUGCACGUGGACGACUUCUUCAACGACGCUGCUUCGGCGUCAAGUAGCCCGUACAUGGCAACGACCAUCAACCUGCCCGGCUGGAAUCACGGGCCAGAAGUGAUGGGUGGGCUGAUCGACUCGGACGUCGACUCGCCCGAGGGCAUCUGGUACGGUCAAACGCAGGCGGUUACCGCCAAGACCGCACGCAGAGGCGUCAACGUACCCAGCUUCGCCAUCAGCAUCGACCAGGCCGACGACGAAGUCGACUCGCCCGGCGGCCUUGGCGCGGGCUUCGACCAGCUUGGCUCGGAUCUCAGCCCUGCAGGCAGUGAGGGCCCGGGCUUCCUCAACGCUCCUUCCCGGGCACUUCGCUCCUGCAUCAGUGCACCGCUUCUUCAGCGCGACGACCCCGUGCUCGCAGCUGCAGGGUCACAGACGCUCAUCAACGAUUACCUCAUCGACGUUGGCUUCCCGCAGGAGCGCAUCCCGGGCGACAAUGCGCUGGGUCUCGAACUUGGUCCACGAGCUAGCACCGCCAGCAGCCCGGCGAACGACGUGCCCGACCACGCCCAUACCAUCUUGGCAGGAGAAGAGAGCAAGGACGGUCUGCCCACCCUCACGGAACUUUCGGGCAAUGCCAGUGUAGCACAGUCAUCAGCCUUGUUCCAGCGCCGUGCGGUGCAGCGCGACCUCUCUGCCCCCUCGCCCGUCGCGGUGCCACAGGGCGGCGAAGGCGACCAGACCAUCGAGGUGGCUCCCGGCCGCACCGUCACGGUGGGCAAUCCCGCCGAGUCGACGAUCGACCCGGAGAAGAUGACGGAUGAGCAGCGCAAGAGGCUCGCGCAGCUGCACCAGAUCCACGUUGCGCAGCAGGCGGCACGGCUCGGCGUGUAUCAGGACUUUGUCACGCCGAGCCAGCAGUUUGCCGGCCAGGAAGCGAGCGAACGCGCAGCGAAGGCGGUACAGGCCGCACUCAUGUAUGGCAUGGAAGGCAACUCGCCGCGCAAGCUCAGCCUGGGCUCGACGGGCCUGCUCACGCCAGUGACGCCGCAGCAUCCUCUUCAACCAGGGCCGAGCGGCAUGCCCGCGUACCAGCACGGCGUGCAGGGCUACGUGCCAAUGCCGAUGCAGGGCUAUGCUGGCUUUGACCCGAGGGUGCCCGGCAUGCCGCUGUCGGCGGACUCGGCGAGCUUUGCGCCGUCGAUCCAGAACCAGUUCUCCAACCUUCACCUCGCGCAGCAGCAGGGCCAGCCGACGCAGCAGGGUGUAUUCACGCCUCAGUUCGUGCACCAGCACGACGCGACGCUGUUUGCAGGCAGUGUCGCCACGGGCUCGCAGGAUCUGGCGGGGUACACAUCGGUGUACCCGCCGCCACGACACAACAGCAUCAGCGGAUCGUCGGUGGGCGACCGCGGUCUUCAUGCGCUCACGCUCAAUGCAAGCGGAAUGGUGAGCGCCACGGGCCACUUUGGUAGCAGUGGCGAGCAGAUGCUUCUUCCACCAAGACGGGCUAGCCAUGCGGUGCUGCGUACCACAGAGUCGUCACCCUCGCUUGCGAGCCAGAUCGCAGCGAACCCGAUGCAGCUGCAGAAUCCGUUCGUGCAGCAGCAGGGUGCGGCUACGCUCGAGCCGGCCAAGCUCAUGGCAGGUUCGGGCUCGGGGUUGGUGCCGCCUACAGCGGCGACGCCACGCUCUGCACCGGCUGAUGCAUCGCGCGAGCAUCUGGCGCUCCAGCAGACACGCAUGCGCCAGCUGCAGCAACAGCAGCUCCAGCUGCUCCAAAUGCAGAACCAGGCACGAUCCGCCAACCCUGCCCCCAAGGCCGGCCCGUCGACGGGGCUGACGACGAGGAAGGUGCCAGGCACGCUCACGGGCCCGUUGAGUCCUCCGCGUUCGCCGGCCAAGAUGAAGUCGACGCCGCACCUUCGGAGUCCCAUGGUGGGGACGAGCGCAUUGCCGCCUUCGCCUGGUAAACCGCUUGCGCCAGGGCUGCGAAAGAUCGCCUCGAACCGACGCAUCACCACAACAACGACGGGUAGCGGUGGGUCCAGCUCGUCGUCCAGCUCGUCAGUCUCUGCCAGUGGCGGAGUUCUCCGUAGCAAGGGUAGCAUCCUUGGAACCUCUGGAUUUACGCUUGAACUCACCACCUCGGCAUCGCCCACCCGCGCGCGCACCAUCUCGCACCAGAGCGCCAGCUCAUCGCGCUCGCACUCGAGUCCCGGCAAAUCCAAGUCGCCCACACCAACCGCCUCGGGGGGUGCAGGAUUCUCGCAGCUUGCCUUUGUCAACUAUGGCAUGAACGAUGCCGACGAGAUCUGCUCGGCCGUUGCACCCAGUGGCAGCUACAAGGUGCCUCUGCGCGGCUUUGGCGCAUCGUCGGGUGAAGAGGAUGAUUUCGACGACGAGACGAGCUCGGUACGCACGCGCACCAUGAGCAACGUCACCGGCACCACCGCCAUGGCCGGCUCCGACGACGACGACUUCGAUAUGACCAGCCCUGCCUCUGCCUCGGGUGCGGUGCCGGGUAGUCCGACGAAGCGACUGAGGAAGAACUCCAGCCGUCCAAUGCUAGCCGCCCCCGGGGGAAGCCCGCUCAAGUCCAAACGCAGCAUGGCCAACAUCGGAACGUCCAGAACGUGGGAUCUGAACAGGUCGCCACGCAAGGCUAAGAGCGGUGUCCUCAGCCCCGUAUCGAGUGCAGGCAGCGGCGAGUAG
Molecule: messenger RNA, 3120 nt
Organism: Moesziomyces antarcticus
Lineage: Eukaryota; Fungi; Basidiomycota; Ustilaginomycetes; Ustilaginales; Ustilaginaceae
Exons: 1
Coding region: 1-3120 (1039 amino acids)
Source: RefSeq, a predicted model, not a curated record